CAAUCCAUUUUCCAAAGCCACCCAGCGGGCCAGUUUGGGCCACAUGUUUGACACCCCUGACCUAGCAGAUCCUGGUUCUGAACAUACAUGAUGAACAGCAGAGAAAUGGCAGGAAGUUUAUUUUUGUGACGUCCAUCAUGAAGAGAAAGUAACGUAGGCUUUAACAACGGGAGAGCAACAAAUCCAAGUUAACCUGAGUUAUUCUGCAGCAUUUAGUAAAGGUGAAACAGUAUGAACUUUACCUGCUUCUUUUUACUCUUUCUUAGCUUCUUUGUAGUCCUUCUAACUGUUCUCAUUAAGAGCAGGCGAAAAAGCUUAUUGCAGAGUGUCAGCUGGGCUGUUGGUACCAGCUCGAAAAUGUCUUAAAUGGGUCCAGAAAGCGGUUCAUUUAACGGGAGCAGCCUAAAUGAUACCUGCUGUGUAUGUGCAGGUGGAGAAACCAUUAAGAGUAUUAACCAGCAGUCUGGAGCUCACGUGGAGCUGCAGAGGAAUCCUCCCCCCUCCACCGACCCCAACACCCGGGUCUUCACCAUCAGAGGCACCGCCCAGCAGAUGGACCUGGCUCGCCAGCUCAUAGACGACAAGAUCGGGGGUUCGGGUAUUAUGAGUAACGGAGGUUUCGGCUUCAGUCCCUUCACCCAGGGUCCUGCUGCACACCAGAACUGUGGUAGCGGACAGACCUUCCUCACUGGUGUUUGGGGAAACACCUACCAGACCAGCUGGCAGAACCCAGGACAGCAAGACCCAGGUCACAGUAUGGCUCAGACAGGACAGAUGGACUACUCUAAAGCAUGGGAGCAGUACUAUAAGAAGCUAGGUCAGCAGAACCAGCCUCAGAGCUUGAUGACGGACUACAGUAAGGCCUGGGAGGACUACUACAAGAAACAGAGUCAGUCGUCUCAGCAGAGUUCAGUGCCAGAAUACACUGCAGCAUUAGCAGAAUACUACAGACAGCAGCAGCCCUACCUGUGGAAUCCCACACAGAUACAGGAUCACUAGAGGCUCCUCCCUCACCAGCGAAGGCCUCGGAUGGUCAUCGAUGGCAUCCGAAUCGGGGUUUCCUAGCAACGCUCUGCCGCUUCCUCCUUCUUUUUGUAGAGAAAAACUAAGGAUUAACUGAAAAAUCAUGAAC
Messenger RNA from Archocentrus centrarchus (flier cichlid), 1132 nucleotides. Its product is annotated as far upstream element-binding protein 3-like. The transcript has 7 exons. Bases 367 to 999 code for a protein of 210 amino acids. The record is from RefSeq and is a predicted model, not a curated record. Lineage: Eukaryota; Metazoa; Chordata; Actinopteri; Cichliformes; Cichlidae. Gene Ontology annotation, biological process: regulation of DNA-templated transcription. Gene Ontology annotation, molecular function: RNA binding.